GUUUCAGACCGUAAUGGCGAAUAUCUCACAGUUGAUAUGUUUGAACGACUUUCAUCAGAUGUUAAGUUGUCUUAAAUUAAUCUCGUAAAAAAAAAAACGAAAAGUCACGAAGGAAGACAGAUGGAAGAAAAUUCGUUACAUCAACGAUUCAUCAAAGUAUAUAAUGUAUCGAUUGAUCGAUAGUUCUGUACUAUUCAUGAUAGGGGUCGUUUCAUUUAUAAUAAAAGUUGAUUCAAGAGAUCGUUUUGAGUUAAAAAAUGUUGUUAUCACGUAGUACGGCACUUUUAAAAAACGUACGUUAUUUAAAUGCAAAGAAACAGACUACAAUAAAUUUAAAUCAAAUUCGUACAUGUUUUUGUUAUCGCUCAGCACCAAAACAUGAAACAUCAUGGGUAAUAGUAUCUGAAAUUUUGGGUGGAAUAAUGUGGUGGUGGAUUUUUUGGAAUUUUUGGCAUGAAUAUAAGCAUCUUAUUGGUCAUUUUCCUGAAUUAUGUCCAGCAGAUUGGACAGAUGAAGAAUUAGGAAUUCCACCAGAUGAUGCUUAAAUAGAUUUUCUUGUGUAUCAGAAUCUUAAUCUUGAUCUUGAGAAUUGUAAUCUUGAUAUAUAUGUUAAAGAUUUUAUUGUAUUUAAUUUAAAUAUAAAAUUACAACUAAAACUAAUAGAUGUACUAGUCAAUUGAUAAUUUAUCCAUAUUAUAUCUUUUUCCAAUAAAGAUAUUUCUUGAAUUAUACAAUUAAAAA
Molecule: messenger RNA, 741 nt
Organism: Apis cerana (Asiatic honeybee)
Lineage: Eukaryota; Metazoa; Arthropoda; Insecta; Hymenoptera; Apidae
Gene: Ndufb2
Product: NADH dehydrogenase (ubiquinone) 1 beta subcomplex, 2, 8kDa
Biological process (GO): mitochondrial respiratory chain complex I assembly
Cellular component (GO): respiratory chain complex I; mitochondrial inner membrane
Source: RefSeq, a predicted model, not a curated record